AUGGCGGUGCCCUCUGCCCUUCCUUCAUCGGAAGGGCCUGCUAGAGGAGAUGGAGGGGCUCUGUCUUAUGUUCAGAUUGUUUCGAAGGUGGCGACACCCUCAGCGUUCAAGGUCCCUAUGAGAUACCCAGUGGAUGUGGACGGGGAGCCUGGUUUCGUUUUUACGGAGCCAGAGAUGUCGAAGGCUGCAGAUGAUUUUCGUUUUGCUAUUGUUCUGAAGUUUGUGUGGAUGAGGCCUACGAUUGAUGAUAUACGAUUGGUGAUUAUUAAGUCAUGGGGUUUACUGGAGAUUCUGACUGUGAGUAUGAUGGAUGACUAUCACGUUUUGGUGAAGAUGCAGACUGAAAGGGAUUUCGUGCAUGGUUGGGCACGAGAGGGUCGGUUGAUUGCUGGAUCGGUUUUCCGAUUAUUUCGAUGGACAAAGGAUUUUGAUUUGCAGAAAGAAUCAACGCUAGCGCCCCAGUGGAUUUUUCUGCCAGGCUUGCCUCUUCAUAUGUAUCGGGCGGAUUUCCUACAAAUUCUAGCAACAAGGUUUGGACGGUUUUUGGGGAUUGAUAAUGCUACGUUGCAUAGAACCAGAGCUUGGGGGCUCGAAUGUGAGGUUCGGUAUGAAAGACCUGGAUUCUAUUGCACCAAGUGCUGCCGUCAGGGUCAUACGUCAGUUGUGUGUCGAGCUAGUGAAGAGGUUGUGCGUAAGGGACGUGAUGUGGCAAAAGGGGUGGGGAGAAAAAUAUGGCAAGAGAUUCCUAAACAGAAGAGUUUGCAAGCGGUUCCAGGAGUUGGGUUGAAGGAAGUCCAGAAGGAAGAUGGGGUUGCAAUGGAAGUAGUGAAUGGGAAAGAGGUAGUAGUUACUAGGGACGAAACAGAGACAAUUUUUAGAGGAGAGCGAGUGAAUAUUGAGAUGAAAAUGGUGGAGGAGCCAUGUGAGGAAGAGGAGGUGGUCGAGCAACCUUCAAUCCAAAUGUUGCGGGAGGUUGAGGUUGCUCGGGGGGAUGGUUCUGAUAUGGACUUGAUUUUAGUUGAUGCUUAUAAAUCACCGCGUAGUGGGGGUCGUGGUCAAGCUGCGAUGGUCUCUGCGGUGCUUGCUAUGGAGUGUCAUCUACAACCGGUUAUAGUAGAAGAGCCACCAGAUUCGUAUGGUACUGAUGUGGAAGAGGAAGCAAAUGUUCUUGAUUUGGCCAAAAAUAAAGGAUAUGAUUCUGACUCUGUUUCGCAAUAG
This is a messenger RNA of Juglans regia (Persian walnut), 1218 nucleotides long. RefSeq lists its product as uncharacterized. The coding region runs from base 1 to 1218 and encodes 405 amino acids. The transcript has 2 exons. The record is from RefSeq and is a predicted model, not a curated record. NCBI's taxonomy places the organism in Eukaryota, Viridiplantae, Streptophyta, Magnoliopsida, Fagales, Juglandaceae.